This is a messenger RNA of Cyphomyrmex costatus, 1546 nucleotides long. RefSeq lists its product as uncharacterized. Gene Ontology annotation, cellular component: plasma membrane. The record is from RefSeq and is a predicted model, not a curated record. Bases 90 to 482 code for a protein of 130 amino acids. Gene Ontology annotation, biological process: septate junction assembly. NCBI's taxonomy places the organism in Eukaryota, Metazoa, Arthropoda, Insecta, Hymenoptera, Formicidae. The transcript has 4 exons.
CGGUCUUCAGCAUCAGUCGUCGUUGAACCCUCGUCUCGCGAGCAGCUACGACCGUCCGGUGAAUCGAAAGCGUGAACACAUCAGACGAAAUGACUACAAUUACGAGGCUGUCGAUCAUAAAAUUCCUUGAGCUUCUGUUGGUGUGCAUCCUUAUCGGAUUGCACUACAACUCCUUCAAUGCGGGAGAUCAACCUACCGUGAUGAUAACCAUGGGCACUUUUGGAGGCUACCUGAUUAUUCUGGUCGGCUUGUUUAUCGGCAGCGUGAUGGGAACGCCGGUGAACCGCCGCGUGGAUCUCUUCUUUUCACUUAUUGGAUGCGCUUUGUUCAUCACCGCGGGUGCACUUAACAUCGACCUCUUCUCGAAGCUAGCAUACAGAUCGUCAUUUCGCGAUACUGGCUUGGCCAAAGGCUCUCUCAGUAUUAUUGAGGGUGUCGUUUUCCUAGUGGACGCGUUCCUCACUUUUCGGGGGGAGAACUGAGAUCUGAGUCGCUUUUAAGUACAACGAGGGACUGCGCGGCCGGCAAUCGGUGUUAAUCACAUUCCGCGAUCGGCGGAUAUCUUUUCUAAUCUGUAAGGGAUUGAAUACUGCCAAAGAGUUUCCCGAAAGAAACUUUCUUUUCAGCGGGGUAGCCAAGUGUAGCUGAACGCGCAUCACACGCGCAACGUCGCGAAGUUCCGCCGAUUUCUCUGAAUAAUGCGAAGCACGAGUUACGAAGCUUCGUGAAAUUCACAACUUGUGCCAUUUGUCUUGCACUUCGCACGAAGUGUCUGUUCAUCGGGAUCAGUCCACCUUUCAUUCACUCUUAACUUGUCAAGAUUCUGAUAUAAAAUCUUCACAAAUUUAAUAAAGAUAAGGUAUUCGCAAGACACUUCCUCUUAUUAAUAAAGAAAAAUUUCUAGAUAUCCGUUUAAGUAGGCAGGCUUUUGGGUAUAAAUGCGACUUCGUGAUGAUAUCUAACCGAUGAUAGUACAAAACGUGCAGGGAUCAUGACAAUGAUACAUUCUUGCAUAUUAUACAGCCUUGGCUAUAUAAGAAUAAAGUACCUUCAAUUCCUUUGCGAAAAAUAACGGUAUUGAAUUAUUGGUAUUGAAUACCAAUAAAAAAGACUAAUGAAAUAUUAAAAUUAUUCAAAAGAGAAAUAUUUUUAUUUCUGAAUAAAUUUUAAAUUUACUUUUUGUUAGAAUGUCAAUUUUGAAGGUGCUUUAUAUUUAAUCAAGGCUAUACAUUAUAUAAUUGUAUGUUAACAUUAAUAAGCGGCAGUCCCUUUGUAGAAGCAGGCCAGUUGAUAUUAUAAUCAUUAAUAAUGUACUCGUACUGAUAUCGCACUUGUAAGUUUAAGGUUUAAGUCAUGCUAUUUUGAGAUUUAACAAGUAGCGAUAAUAAGGAAAAUAAGGAACGAUAUGUAUCAUGACAUGUUAUAUACAAAUUAGACAACGUCAUUUGAUUGUAUUUUGGCGCUGAAUAAAUUAGUUAUAUCUGCCAUCCUUUCAUGAAUAUUCGCAAAAUAUUUAUCUUUCAUUUGUACGUUUUUACACUAACAA